Messenger RNA from Anopheles arabiensis, 4986 nucleotides. RefSeq lists its product as uncharacterized. The transcript is spliced from 6 exons. Lineage: Eukaryota; Metazoa; Arthropoda; Insecta; Diptera; Culicidae. The coding region runs from base 302 to 2644 and encodes 780 amino acids. The record is from RefSeq and is a predicted model, not a curated record.
AUAUACAUCGGUGUGCUGCUGUGCUACUGCCGCUGGUAGUGUGUUGUUGUUUGGUUCUCCCUUUGGCUUCGGCUCAAUCUCUCUCGCACGCUGUCUCUCUCUCUCUCUCUGUCUGUCCGUUUAUCUCGUUCUCUCUCUCUGGUUUCUCUGACCUACUGUCCCGUGUACUAUCCCCAUCCCGCAACCCCCAACAAGCUGUCAUAGGGCACCGUUUGUGUGUGUGUUUUUUUUUGCCCUUGCUGACGCGUGAGCGCAGUUGCAACUGCAUGCGAGCGCGCUCGCUCGCUGCACUGCUGCCAACAUGCUCUCCUACAUGCUGCCAGUCGAGGAAAAAUCGCCAUCCGCAGCGGCUGCAGCAGCAACGCGUAAUCUAAGCCUCAACCUGACCACAACAACCACCACAGCCGCGUCCGGUGGUGUCGGUGUUGGCAACGGCAGCGGUGGUGGUGCAGGUGCGCCAGGCAGUGUGGCCGGUGUAGCGAUCGGGCGCGACAGUUCCGGCGGCGCUACUGCGCCCAGCACAUCGUCCGCCCAGGUGCGCUCCAUCAUCAAGCCUACAAUCAAACACAGUGGCGGUGGCAGUGCUGCCAGCCAUCGCUAUCAGCUGAUCAGCGGCGGUUCGGGCGGCGGGUCCGAUGCGAAACUGGUAGGCGACUCCGGUGCCCCAGGCGGUGCGGCAGCUGCUACGGUCGGUGGUGGUGGUGGUCGUGACGUGCGGUCGGGCCGGGGCCGCUGGCAGGACGAGCCGGAGGCCGAUCAGUGCGACGAAAGCACCAACCUGCUGGCCGGUGCGGGCGCGGACGACGACGACGAGGACGACCGGGACGCGAUCGACGAUCGGCCGCGGCGCGGUGCCGCCGUCAAGAGUGACAAAAACUUUAACAACCUGAUCGUGGUGCCGAACGGGCGGCACGGCAAACCCACCAACGGCAACCAUGCCGGCCCGCCGGCCAAGCUCGCGAGCGUGCUAAAGCCGACGAACGGUGUCGGGUCGAACGGGCGGUCGGGCGGUAGCAGCGGUGGCGGUGCCACCGGUGGCCACACUGGUGCCUACUACAAUGGCUACCUAGCCGUCAGUGGCGACAACGAUGACGAGCACCAUCGGCUGCUGGUCAGUGCGAACAAUCUGCGAAACGCGAGCGGCGACACGCGGCCCGAGUGGUCCCCGCAGGGCCGAACGAACGGGUGCGGCCCGGCCACAACCGAGCCAUCGGGCCGGCCGGCUUCCUCCUUCGCUAGUGGCGCGCGCACCAACGGCAACUGCCGCACGAUGAACAGUCUGAACGGGAACCUGCUGGGGUCGGACCCGCCAGCCGUCGCCCCGUUGCCCCUGGAAACGACAGACAUUGGUGAUGGUGGUGGUGGUACCGGGGGCGCGGCUGACGUGUCCCUCGGCAGUGACUCCGACUCGGCGACAGGGGCAGGUGGUACCGGGUCGGCCACCGGCGGGGGCGGCAAGAAGGUGAAGCUAAACAAGCUCGGCGGCAACAAGAACGUCACACUGAAAAGAGUAUCGUUCGGCUCGUCCAAAGGUUCGAUGGUGGAAACGCUGGUGUUCGAGACGCCCACCCCCCUGCCAGAGCACGCCGAGCGGGAGUUCUUUCAGUCGCCGGCCGUGCUGGCCGGCGCCGGCCACACAACCGUGUACAGCGGGGGCAGCGGCCCGCCCGGCACCACCCUGGUGCACCAUCACUAUCCGGCCCCGGGGCUGGCGCACCAUCCGCAUCACCUGCCGCACCAUCACCAUCCGUACCAGCCGCAGUAUUCCGGGGGCUACCACCAUCCGCUGGACGGUGGCCCGGGCACAGGAGCAUCGCACGAUGACAGCGGCAUCGAGCUGCAGGAAGAAGUAGAGCGCUCGAAGGUGCGUGUAUCGUUCUUCCAGAGCAGCAAACCGCAAUCAAUCAGUCCGCCGGAGUCGCUGCACCUGUACGGUGGGCAAAGUUUGAUCCAUUUCGGUAACGGCGGCGGCAGCGGCGGUGACGGCGGCUAUGAUAACAACAACUCGCCGCUAGACACCUACAUCACCUCGGCCGCGCUCAACCAGCAGUACGACGCGCUGUCCAGCCAUCAGCAGCAGCAGCAGCACGCACACUUUCAUCCGGACCACCGGGAUCCCGACAUGGCGGCUGUCUACGGAGGUGCCAACGUGCCGCCAACGGCCUUUAACCGACAAAUGAGUACCGAGUCAGGCUGGGACAAUCCAUUCAGACCGGGCGGCGACCUGUCGAGGGAGGCGGACGAAAUAGUCAAUCUGAUCAAAGGUGGCAAACCGAUCACACCAACCGGCGACCAAAGUUUAGUGAACGGCAGCACGCCUAAGGACAGCCACAGCACCGACGACCCGGACACGACGGUUGUGGACGGUGCGGUAGCAAAGCACGAGGCCUCGCAGCUGCAGGCGGCGGCGGCCCAGCAGAACGGCACCAAAUCGCCCCACAAAUCGCCCGGCACGGCCGCCGGUGGUGCCGCCGGUUCGCCCGCGCUCGGGGCGAAAAAUGGCACGACCGGGGCGGACGGCAGCACGGUCCACAGCAGCACGACACCGAUCAGCAACCAGGUGAUACCCGGUCCCCAGUCCGCGUCGCACGUCGUGAUCGACGAGAAGAAGAAGAAAAAGUGCACCUGUUGCGUUAUACAGUAAACAGAACCCCAAACCCCACCCCUCCCCUCCUAGUCCACACACACACACACACACGCAGGAGCACGGGGCUGUUUGGUGGGUGCGUUGCGAGCGCGCGUGUGUGAGCGGGUGUGUGUGAGUAAGAAAAGGAAAAAGAGAGAGAGAGAGAGACAGAGAGAGAUAAAGAGAAAGAAAGAGAGAGAGAAAAUAGGAAAAGCAACAAACGUGGACGUGACGAAGGAGGAAAUAAUAACCCGACCCCGUUCUCUGCGCUAUAUAUCGUUAUACAUAUGCAUAUAUAUAUAUAUUUAUACGACCGCAGACGACGAACGUACGGGCACACUCGAUGGAACCCAACCCAAAUACAUGAUAUAUUAGCAAACAAAAAAAAACAAAACAAACAAACAAACAAAAACAACUCACACUCACGCACGCACGCACACGAACGCAUGCACGCACCAGCAUCCUUUCUCUCUCUCUCUCUCGCUCUCUCCCUGCAAAUGGCUGCGGCAGACAGCGAAAGGAGCCCGCAACGCCCCCAUCGGAUACCCUAAAUUACUACGUCUUCUUCUGCUGUGAGUGCGGGCGCGGAUCGAGAAGAGGGUUUUAAUGCUAAGAAAAAUCACCUUGCUGCUUGUUUGAUGUUAGGAAGAGUAACACACACACACCCACACACACACAUACCGUGGCUACUAAUCGUGCUGUAGACGUGUGAGAGCCCGAGAAGCUGCUCCACCUUGAAGGAAAGCAAAACCACACAUAACCACCUGAAGGACGAUGAAGGAUUGAACGAGACAAGGUGGAGCUUGUAAGGGAGAAUGCGAGUUAAGUGUGUGUGUGUGUGUGUGUGUGUGUUUGUGCGUCUGGGUGUGCGCAACAUCCCAACACACACACACACACACACACAUACAUAGGUACGUGUGCACACAGUGCGGUGGCGCUAGAUGAAGCCAGGGCAAGGCAGGCGAUAGGAGCAUAGUGCUAGCGUAGUAGCGCCAAGGAACAGGCAAGGCGGCCGUUCCUUGGCCCAUUCUAACAUUCUUUGCACCAAAUGUCAACCUUCACUUUGCUCUCUUUUUGUUAUUCUUCCAUUGGAUUUCCCCUCUUUAUUCUUCUUCCAUAACUCGUGCUGCUGCCUACUACUACGCGGUGACGAAUGUGGAAGAAUUGUAACUGAUCAUACCUACCCCGUACUUCCAAACUCUUCAGCUGUUUCCUUUCAUUGCCUGUCCCGUUUCGCUCGCACACAAAGUGUUUCGCAAAGACGUCUCUUGUGUAGUUCAGAACAACAACAAUAAAAACAGAUUAAUACUAUCGAUAGAGAGAUAGAGAUAGAGAUAGGGAAAGAGAUGCAUAGCGACAUAGAGAGAGAGAGAGAGAGAGAGCUAGAAAGAGAGAAAGAAAAGGAGAAAAUUUUAUCGUGUACUCUGACAGCAAAAGUAUUUAUUUUACUUUUAAAAUAAACUUACCCAAAAAAAAACAACAACAACAAAAACAAAAACGAGCCCUGCUAUGAUACGUCAUUCUUUCCUUUUGCUUUCGCGCCUUUCCCGUUGUCUCCACCGCUAGACUAGUAAGUAAUGGCUGGCUAGGUGCGAGAAACAGACUGUAGAAAGGGUUCAGAAUGCACCGCACUGUGCCACUGCGUGUCUGUAUGUGCGUGUGUGUGUGUGUGUUUGUAAGUGUGUAAUCUGUGGGUGUAUGUGGGUGAUUGUGAUGUAAAGCAUUCAUGUUGUAAUUAACUCCAACAGUGGUAUAUCUACUUUAGUUUUCGUUUUAAAUACUUUAAACACUUCGUUUUUUUUUUUAAACUGACUGACCCCAAAUCACCUUGCUUUGCUUGCGCCACCUCGUGCGUUUGAGGCACAGUGAGGGCUUUUGUACCACCACGCCUGUACCCACAAACACACAUGCACACCCUCACACUACUAUACCCGGACACUCCCGAAAGAAAUUUACAGGGUGUGCUUCCUGAGUAAACCAAACGAGUAACUAUUUUUACUAUUUAGAAAUGUUUAGUAUUAAAAAGUGACGGGGAGGAGGGGGUUGGGGGAGAGGAGAGUAAGCCGAUGCACGUCCACAAACGUACACCGUCAAAAAAAAAAAUAAUAAUUGCAUACUGCAACAACGUGAAGGCGGCGAAUGGGGCUAUUAAAAAGUAAAAGCAAAGGUUAUUUGUAAGAGAAAUGCAGCGGAUCUAAAAAUGGAAAAAUGGUGAUGAUAUAUUGGCGCGAACAGGCGAAGGGCCGGAGCAUCAUGCCGGAGCUAUUUAUUUAACGCAAACCGUAAUAAGAAACCCAAAAAAAAAAGGAAAAGGGAAGGCACAGAUACUGUUUAGGAGGGGGUGAAAUUAAAGAUGGCAA